Adineta ricciae is the source of this 1125-nucleotide messenger RNA. The record is from the annotation of a GenBank genome assembly. NCBI's taxonomy places the organism in Eukaryota, Metazoa, Rotifera, Eurotatoria, Adinetida, Adinetidae.
AUGAAUAGACCAUCUGAUCACGUUGUACAAGUGAAAAAGAUCGCCAGUUUUGAACCACGAGAACAAAGUAUGAAUAUCCAGAAUAAUCAUCCAGUGACCAAUGGUUCGAAUGAACUUGAUUACAUGUCACCUGAAAACAUGACAUCAAAAGAAUAUUAUCUUGAUUCCAACGCUCAUUUUGCUGUGCAUGAAGAAUCUUUAAAAGAUGAAAUUCGAACGAAAACGUUUCGUAAUGCAAUCAUAAACAAUCGACAUUUAUUCAAAGACAAAGUCGUUUUGGAUAUCGGCUGUGGUGUGGGAAUAUUUAGUUUAUUCGCUGCUAAAGCCGGUGCAAAAAUGGUCAUUGCCGUUGAGAAAUCGAAUGUGAUUGAAUAUGCGAAACGCAUUAUUCGUGCUAAUCGUUACGAUAAAGUCAUUCACAUCAUUAAAGGUCGAAUUGAAGAUAUUCAAUUACCUGAAGGUAUUGAUAAAGUCGAUAUUAUCAUUGCUGAAUGGAUGGGUUAUUGUUUAUUCUAUGAUUCAAUUAUUCAAAGUGUUAUAUAUGCUCGUGAUAAAUUCCUAAAACCGGAUGGUCUUAUCUUUCCUGAUCGUGCAACAAUGUACAUGGUCGGUAUUGAAGAUCGGGAUUAUAAAGAAGACAAAGUCGAAUGGUGGUCGACUGUUUAUGGUUAUAACAUGAGUUGUUUAAAAAAUUAUGUUAUGCGUGAACCACUAGUUGAUAAUGUUGACAAACGUCAGAUUUGUACGGAUCAUUUUCCAUUGAAGACAUUUGAUUUGAAAACAAUGACUGUUAACGAUAUUAAUAUCGUCACGAAAUUUCGUCUACGUGCUCUACGCAACGAUUAUAUCCAUGCAUUUGUGACAUAUUUUCUCGUAGAAUUCACUGCAUGUCCUCAACGAACAGUAAUCAAUACAGCACCUGGUGCCGGUUAUACACACUGGAAACACACAGUUUUCUAUUUUCCUGACUAUAUAACUAUACAGCAAGAUGAACAGUUAGAAGGUGACUUUUCAUGCAAAGUCAAUCUGGAAAAUACGAAAAAACUUGAUUUUGCAAUUGACUUUCAAUUUAAUGGUAAACUUUCAAAUUUACAAAGUCAAAAUCGUUAUUUCAUGAAAGGUUAA